This is a messenger RNA of Closterium sp. Yama58-4, 621 nucleotides long. Lineage: Eukaryota; Viridiplantae; Streptophyta; Zygnematophyceae; Desmidiales; Closteriaceae. The record is from the annotation of a GenBank genome assembly.
AUGGAAACGGCGGUCCGGGCCGCCAUGGGCGCCUUGGGAGGGCAGCCAGCGCGGCCUUGGACGUUCUGCAAGGCGGCUUCACAGCAGCUUCAGCACCUGACCUCCCUCUGUGGAACGGCACACUUCGGCUGCGGAAUUCGAGUCGCUCCCUCCACGCGCCUAAUCCUCGCUCCCUUGUUGCUUGGUUUCGGGAUGCGCGACGGUGGGAGCGAACUUGCUGAUGUUGUUUCUGCAGCCUUGGUGCGACCAGCUGACGAGGUUGAGAAGCAAGCCACCAACGCAUCCCAAGCCGCUGAUUCAGAAGUUGCUGAUUCCGAAGCCGCUGAUUCCCAAGCCGCCGCUGAUUCCCAAGCCGCUGAUUCCCAAGCCGCCGAUUCCCAAGCCGCUGAUUCCGAAGACGGUGAUUCCGAAGCCGCUGAUUCAGAAGCCGCUGAUUCCGAAGCCGUUGAUUCACAAGCCGCUGAUUUCGACGCUGCUGAUUCAGAAGCCGUUGAUUCCAAAGCAGCUGAUUCCGACGCUGCGGAUUCCGACGCUGAUUCUGUUGCAGCAGAUUUCGUCACAGCAGGUUCCGUCGUUGCGUCGUGGCGAGCGCACGCGUGGUUGCAUUCCGCGGCGGCGUGA